Messenger RNA from Mytilus californianus (California mussel), 2008 nucleotides. RefSeq names its product U1 small nuclear ribonucleoprotein C-like. Bases 183 to 686 code for a protein of 167 amino acids. The record is from RefSeq and is a predicted model, not a curated record. Gene Ontology annotation, biological process: mRNA 5'-splice site recognition; spliceosomal snRNP assembly; mRNA splicing, via spliceosome. Gene Ontology annotation, cellular component: nucleus; U1 snRNP. NCBI's taxonomy places the organism in Eukaryota, Metazoa, Mollusca, Bivalvia, Mytilida, Mytilidae. The transcript is spliced from 7 exons. Gene Ontology annotation, molecular function: zinc ion binding; pre-mRNA 5'-splice site binding.
CUGGGUUCCUGUUUUUAUUAUGGUUGUCUCGCAUACUCGUAUUUAGCAAGAGUUAGAACCAGCCUACGAUACGACAAUAUUAGCGUGCUUUGAAAGCUUAAAUUUGCUCCCCAUAUACACCACAAACAGAGUAAUAUAAAUCCAAGGAAUCUUAUACGCAAUAGAAACUUUUCCAGGCCAACAUGAAGUAUUAUUGUGAUUAUUGUGACACUUAUUUAACACAUGACUCACCUUCAGUAAGAAAGACACACUGCAAUGGAAGAAAACACAAAGAAAAUGUACGAGUAUAUUAUCAAAAAUGGUUAGAAGAACAAGUACAGAAAUUAGUUGAUGAUACAACGGCUGCAUUCAAGGCAGGAAAGAUAGCCUCUAAUCCAUUCCAAGCAGGCACGCCUGGUCCAGGAGGGGUUAUGAUUCCUCCACCUUCAAAUAUGCAAGGAAAUAAACCUGGAGGUCCACCAGGACCAACACCCGCAGGUCCAGGAGGACCAGGGCCAAUGCCACAAAUGGGAGGCCCAAUGCCUGGUGGCCCUAUGCCAUUAAUGGGACCUCCACAUGGUGGACCUAUGCCACCAAUGAUGCAGUCAAUGAGACCUAUGGGCCCAGUGAUGGGUGGUCCACCAAUGGGAAUGAGACCCGGUCCAUUAUUAGCAGGGCCAAUGCCACCCAGACCUAUGAGAAAUUAGUUAAGGACUAAAAACAAUAAAAAUGGAUUUUGUUAACUCAGAUUUUAAGAAAUAUGAAUAAAUGGAGGAAUUCAUAUUCAACAAGUGUAAAAAGAAUGCUUAAUUUUGCAGAGCCCAGGGCAGAACUUUUAUGUAAAUUUUAUAUUACAUGCCUUAGAAAUGAAGAGGAACAAGAUGGUUCUUUUAUUUUAUGUGUGCUUCUUAAGAACGAACUCACUUCAAUAUAGGUGCCUCUUAAGAACGAACUCACUUCAAUAUAGGUUUCUAUUAAGAACGAACUCACUUCAAUAUAGGUGCCUCUUAAAAGCGAACUCACUUCAAUAUAGGUGCCUCUUAAGAGCGAACUCACUUCAAUAUAGGUUUCUAUUAAGAAUGAACUCACUUCAAUAUAGGUGCCUCUUAAGAGCAAACUCACUUCAAUAUAGGUUUAGGUAAUGAUUUUUUAUAUAAGUUGUCAUGAUUCAAAAUAAGUUAUAUUAUAUAUGUGAAGUAAACAUUUGUAUACUGUGUAAAUAGAAAUUUGUUUCAUCUUUCAUGGAAAAUUUCAACUUUACCAGUUUUUAUCUACAAACACAUAUACAUGUAUAUGCAUGUUUUAAAUUAAUAUGAUUUUUCAGAGAUAUUAAUAUAAAAAAGUUACUUGAGUCUUAAUAUUGUUAGAAGUUUUCAACUUUACCAGUUUUUAUCUACAAACACAUAUACAUGUAUAUGCAUGUUUUAAAUUAAUAUGAUUUUUCAGAGAUAUUAAUAUAAAAAAGUUACUUGAGUCUUAAUAUUGUUAGAAGUUUUCAUUUUCAGGGGGAAAUUCUCAAUAUUAUGUGGUUUAUGCACAGUUUUAUGAAAUUAAGAAUGAUCAGAAUUGUAUCACAAAAGAUAAAAAAAAAUCUCAUGUCAUUGUUGUUGAAUUACAUGUGGUCUUACAUUUACACCAUAUCACCUUUAAUCCAUAUUCAACAAAAGUUUUCAGUAGAGCAGUUAAAAUGCAUUCACAAAUUAUAUUUUGGGAAUAUAUACAUCUGUUCAAACUCAUAUUUGUAUACUUAUUUUUGUCAGUUCUACUUAUGUUUAUUUCUCUAGUAUUUAAAACGGAUGAUAAUUCAUCAGCGAAAGAGAAUAACUCAUUUUAGAAGAAAUAAUUUGUCCCAUAAACAAUAAUGUAAUAUGCUUUGAUAUGAAACUGUUCAUAUAAAAAAUUAAAAAAAAAUUAGAGAGAAAAAUUUUACUCACAGUUUUGUACAAAAGAGAAAGAAAAGUGUUUCUUUAAAUGUUCAUAGCAUAUUUUUAUCUUUUCAUUCAUUCAAUAAAAUAAUUUUAUCAGUGGU